AUGGCGUUCCCGCCAAUCCGACUCGCGAGCAUGGGCAUGUUCAUCAUCGAUUCGUUCCAAUACCUGGAUCCCACAACCGGUGCCGAUCUGGGUAACAGGGGGUUUCAAGACCAGAUUGGAGGUGGAGGCUGCUACUUUGCCAUCGGCGCUCGCGUAUGGCUCCCUCCUUCCGAGAUCCAAGUGAUCAUCGAUCGGGGUGUCGACUGGAGUAGCUCAGAUCAGGCUGUGCUCGACCAGUUCAAUCGUACUCCCUCCUCCUCACAGUCUCAAGUAUCAUUCUCCAUGUGGCACUACAGAUCAAGACCGGAUCGCACAACGAGAGCCCUCAACAUCUACAGAGGCGAUCAUCGUGGAUUUGAUUACCUGUCCAAAAAGAUUCGGCUUGAACCAAGUGACCUUCUUGCGUGCUCGCCCAGCGAUCCGCCAAGGCUUCCGCAAUGGAUCCAUCUCGUCUGUUCGCCAGAGCGCGCUCUUGAAACCAUUUCACAGGUCGAUGCCAUUCUCGAACAGCAGAAGCACAAACAAGAGCAAAAGCCAAGCUUUCCCAAACUCGUCUAUGAGCCAAUACCCGACUCGUGCAUCAUUGAGAAUCUUGAAGAUUGCCUUCGAGUUUUGCCAAGGCUUGCAGUGUUCAGCCCGAAUCACGAGGAAGCGGCAACGUUGCUUGGAGUGUUUGACCAAUGGCAAAGCGUUCUCGAGCGCGCCUCGGAGGACAAGGAGGCAUCAACCGAGAUCAUCCUCCGCUUUGUUUCCGACAAGCUCGCCGGUGGGUUUGCGAGACAUGUUUACAACCAAAUGCCUGAUGCAGUCAAGCAGGCUAAGCCCUUCGGCCCGAUCAUCUGCAUCCGAAGUGGAGCUUGGGGUUCCGUGGUGGGUCAAGCAGGUCUUGGGUUCUAUCACAUUCCAGCAUGGCACACAUCGUCAGAGUCCAUCAAAGACGUCACAGGAGCAGGCAACUCGUUCCUCGGAGGCUUGAGCGCCUAUCUCGUGCACACGGACAAUGACAACGCACUGGACCCGACAACAAGGGUCAAACAAGCAGCCAUGCACGGCGCGGUCUCUGCCUCACUCGUUAUCGAGCAGCUUGGCUUGCCUAGCUUCGAUGUGCAGGCAGACGAGGAAGUAUGGAACGGCGACGUCGCCGUGCAUCGUCUCGAUUCCUUGCGUAAUAGGGUUUGCCCGUGA
Mycosarcoma maydis (corn smut) is the source of this 1185-nucleotide messenger RNA. RefSeq lists its product as uncharacterized. The transcript has a single exon. The record is from RefSeq and is a predicted model, not a curated record. Bases 1 to 1185 code for a protein of 394 amino acids. NCBI's taxonomy places the organism in Eukaryota, Fungi, Basidiomycota, Ustilaginomycetes, Ustilaginales.